Messenger RNA from Symbiodinium necroappetens, 759 nucleotides. The record is from the annotation of a GenBank genome assembly. NCBI's taxonomy places the organism in Eukaryota, Dinophyceae, Suessiales, Symbiodiniaceae.
AUGGAAUUGAAUAGGCAGCAUCUCGCCCUUCGGAAGUAUGAGCCCAUCAUCGCACCUUCUCCCGCCAAGGAAGUGUGCAUUGCCGGCUACACCGUGAAGCCGGAGGACCGGACGUGCGGAGAGUGCGCUAAGAAUUGCCAAGACUGCUCGGCCAGCGGGCCCGGCAGUUGCAACGUCUGCAACAUCGGCUACACAUGGUGGAAAGGAAAUGUGCUGUCGUCAGCGCGAUGUGAGCCUUGCGCAGCAAACUGUCGGAGGUGUGACACUGCGGGAUAUGGAUUGUGCGAUAUUUGCCAGGACGGCUAUGAAUUGACGAAAGAUGGCAAAAAGCUCUGCAAGACGUGCUCGGAGCACUGUCAGGGCUGCCAGACAGCGGGCGGUGGUCUUUGCGAUGUUUGCGAGAAAGGCUACGCGUUGACGACGGCAAACAUCUGUGGCGCAUGCGCAGCCAAUUGCAAGCAGUGUGCACGAGCGGGUCCCGGGCGCUGCGAUCUCUGCAACGACGGCUUCGAUCUAGCAGCAGACAAGACCUGUCCAACAUGCGCGAAGAAUUGUCAAACCUGCAUACAUGCCGGGGAAGGCAGAUGUGACAUCUGUAUGCCCGGCUACGGUCGCAACCCCGCGAUGCUAACGGGCCAAUACUGCGAGAAAUGUGCGGAAGGUUGCAAAUCCUGCACCCAGGCGGGUGCCAAGAAAUGCGAUACAUGCCGCGACGGCUACGCCCUCAUCGUCGCGCAGCAGACCUGCAGCUAUGACUGA